AGAGUACAGCCCCUUGGAAUUAUAACAGUAUUGCGUUAAGACUUAGUUUACAUAAUUUACAUAUCAUAAAUAGAUUUCAUAAUAAUUCUACCGGCACUAGUCUAGAUCUAGUUAGUAGAUCUAGAUCUAGAUUAGAUAUAAAAGGUUGAAAAGAUGGAGAAUGAUAUCUUAGAUUCACUGGAAGACCUUGGGUAUGAUGGCCCUCUUCUGGAUGAGAAAUUAUUAGCGGAUGCCUUGGCUUCUGGUGCAAAAUCUGUAGCAUAUACCCAACUUGUGGAAUGGGCAGUUUCACUUUUAGCAAGUUUUUACAACAUUGACUCUAAAGUGUCUGCUAUACAAGGACCUUCUGAUUCAGAACACUUUUUAAUGGAGUUAAGUGGCUUUUUAAGAGAAUUUGCUUGUCCCUACAGUGUUUUGACUGAAGGACCCAUUGACAAAAGACUUGCUACUAAAAAUGCAUGUUUACAACUUUUAGAUUACCUGCUUACAGAGUUGGCAAGUGCCAAAAUUUUAGCAGUAAAGAAACCUGCUAUGUUAGCAACUCUGUCAACUGGCUCCAAUGUUGUAACCGAAAAGAGUGAAUCUGAUAUUGCCAAACAUUUGAAGGAGGCACUGAUGGCUCUGAAGUUUCCUAAGCCACCAGAUAACAUUACAUCAUUUGAUCUUUUCACCAAACUGGAAAACAAGUUGAAAGGCUUAAUGUCACAAAAUCCUGAGUUAGCAGGCAAGCCACUUCUCAAAGUGCGUAUGUCUGACCAACAGUGGGCUCAGAUACUUGAAAUCAAUGCAUAUCUAUCAGAGGAGUAUAGACUUAGACGUGAAAUGCUGCUAAAAAGACUUGAUGUUACAAUUCAAUCAUUCAAUUGGUCUGAAAAAGCUAAGAACAAUGAAAAUAAAAUAGCUGAAGUGUACCAGCCUAUUAGGAAAAUGCUGAUUGCUAAAAAUGAUGUGACUCUUGCUCACAUUCUUGCUGCUAGAGAUGAUUUGACAAGACUUCAAAAAACCAGCAGUGGUGAGGCCAGAGAAAGAACAAAAUGUGCAAUAAACAAAAUUCUUAUAGGAAAAGUUCCAGAUCGUGGUGGAAGAGCUUGGGAACUGGAACCGCCACCACCAGAAAUGCCUGCUUUUACCAAAAGAGAUGCUGGAUCUCAAGGCUCAGCCAGAGGAGGAAGAGAAGGUGGCAGGGGUGGUGGUGGUGGAUCCCGUGUUCAAGGAUCUUGGGGUGAUACUCAAGGCAAGGAUGUUGGGGGAAACUGGAAUCAGGGAGGAGGUGGAUAUCAUCAAGGAGGAGGUGGAUAUCACCAAGGAGGCGGUUAUCAACAAGGUGGAUACCAACAGCAGGGAGGAGGCUAUCAGAGAGGGGGACAAGGAGGGUAUCAACAGGAUAAUUACUCACACAGAGGAGGCUACCAAGACAAUUAUCAGGGUGGAGGAAGUUAUCAACAGGGAGGAUAUUCUCAGAGAGGGGGACAAGGAGGCUAUCAACAGGAUAAUUACUCACAAGGAGGAGGCCACCAAGACAAUUAUCAGGGUGGAGGAGGUUAUCGGAGUGGUGGAAGGGGAAGCGGCAGAGGUGGAAGAGGAAGGCAUUAAAUCCAUUUUUAUUGUUUACUUACUUUCUGUAUUUUGACUUGUUUUUUUUUUUCUUUCCCCACAAAAUAUCUUCCCACUUGAAAAUUGUAUUUAAAAAUGUGUUCUAAAUAAAAUAAAGACAUGUCAACACA
This is a messenger RNA of Biomphalaria glabrata, 1724 nucleotides long. Its product is annotated as protein FAM98A-like. The record is from RefSeq and is a predicted model, not a curated record. The coding region runs from base 154 to 1593 and encodes 479 amino acids. The transcript is spliced from 11 exons. NCBI's taxonomy places the organism in Eukaryota, Metazoa, Mollusca, Gastropoda, Planorbidae. Gene Ontology annotation, cellular component: tRNA-splicing ligase complex.